CCUAUCUGUGUGAGGAAUGGCAAGAAGGGGCGAGUCAUCUGCGGUUGAAAUUGACGACGACUCAGAAAGAAGAAUCUAGUCUAUGUGUCUCAGGUGUUUGGGGGGGGGGGGGGGGGUUGGAACCAGUGGAUAGAUGGUUUUGUUUGAAUGGUGAUGUUACAGCCGGGGGAGUAUGGAGAAGGUGUCCGGGCAUCAAAUGCAAAGCGAGACAAAUAGAUAGAUUUGAAGACCUGCCACACCUUGGUUUUGUUGAAUCCAUGUUAAUGGAUGGUUCUAUCUACCAUGUUUGUGCGUGGGGAUGUCUGGGCACCUUGUGGAAAAUUCACCACCCCUUCAGGUGUAGGGUCAAUGACCCUAGUUGAUAUGGGAGAAGGCACUGUUUUUCACGUCCGGUGUCUCCUGCCAUAUUCAGAUAUAGGAUGUUGGCUUUUUGAAUGCUCCCGGUUACAUUUCAAGAUUAAUGAAAAUGGAGUGGUUGAACUGGGAAAGCCAGUUGCCUAUUCUGCCAGCGGCUGCAAUGGGUUUCCUCUUAUCCAUGGCAAUCAUCCCUAGAUGCAAAUGCACUAAAUUGCAGUAGCAGCAGCAGCAACCAAUUAGUUGCUUGGACAAUGUUAUGGGUUUACUUGGUACUUAAAAGUAGUUAACCGAACAUUGGGACAAUUCCUUAGAGUCCCUGUCAAUUCUAAUCCGAGGACAUAUGGAUACUCGUACUCCUGACCGUAUCCGUAUAAGUUGUAACCGGUACUGAUAACUCAACUUCUCAUCUCCGGUUCGACCACAUCGUAGCAGCAACACAUGCAGAGGAGGUGGGGAAGGAGAAGAUGCUUCCAACUUAAUAACAACUCGGAUCAUCUUUGUAUGUUUUCCUAUCUUCAUCUUUCAAUGGCCAGGCCAGGAAGGCCCUUCGCAUGGAUCUGAUUACGGUACUACAGUACUACUCCCUUUGUCCCAAAAAAAAGUUACAUUUCAUUUUUUUUGCAAACCCCAAAAAAUAUUUUUACCCACAUCUAAAAUGCCUAAAAAUUACCACAUUUACCCUUUAUUGUGGGUAGAAGUCGUUUUGAAAUUUUUUUGACAUUUGAGACGAUAUAGAAGUGUUUUAUGGGAUGCGCAAAAAAUGAAACGUCUAAAGCUUCCGUCUGGUCUUUUUCCACCUUCCUUUUUCUCAUCAUUACUCAUUCCUUACAUCUAUCUCAAUUCUUCUCCAUUCCCAGUCUUCCCAAAACCGACCCGGGAAAGAGUAGUUAUUGCUGCACCGCUGCAUUCUUGAAGAAUUUCCCCAGGAAUGCCACUGGAAUUCGCUGCAUAGCCUUCUGAAUUUCCAGCUAUGGGAGCUUGCACCUCCAAAUCUCACAGACCCAAUCCAUAUUCCCCCCGCGAAACCCUAGAGGCGCCGCAGGUUCUCGAAACUCCGGCCCACAGCUCCGCCACCGACGCCGGCAAGAAGUCCCCUUUCUUCCCUUUCUAUAGCCCCAGCCCCGCGCACCAUUUGUUUGCCAAGAAAUCGCCCGGGCGGGCCUCGACUGCGUCCAGGAGUGAUGGGUCUACGCCCGGGAGGCUGUUCAAGCGGCCGUUCCCGCCGCCUUCGCCGGCUAAGCACAUAAAGUCGUUUCUUUUGAGGCGGCACGGGAGCGUGAAGCCCAAUACGCCGGCGAUCCCUGAAGGAGAGGAGACGGAAGGAGCUGAUUUGGACAAGAGUUUUGGGUUCUCCAAACAUUUUACCAGUAGGUACCAGAUCGGGGAAGAGGUUGGGCGAGGUCAUUUUGGGUAUACUUGCUCUGCUACCGGUAAAAAAGGCGACCUUAAGGACCAAAGAGUUGCUGUGAAAGUCAUCCCCAAGUCCAAGAUGACUACUGCCAUAGCAAUUGAGGACGUGAGAAGGGAAGUGAAAAUACUGAGAGCCUUGGCAGGACAUAGCAAUCUUGUUCAUUUCCACGAUGCGUUUGAAGAUCAAGAUAAUGUUUAUAUAGUAAUGGAGCUGUGUCUUGGUGGAGAACUCCUAGACAGUAUACUUUCAAGGGGUGGAAAGUAUUCUGAAGACGAAGCACGAGGUGUCAUGAUACAGAUAUUAAAUGUUGUCGCAUUUUGCCAUCUCCAAGGUGUGGUGCACCGUGAUCUUAAACCUGAGAAUUUUCUGUUCUCUUCAAAGGAUGAAAAUUCCCAGUUGAAAGCAAUAGAUUUUGGCUUAUCAGAUUUUGUCCGGCCAGAUGAAAAACUUAAUGAUAUUGUUGGGAGUGCGUACUAUGUUGCGCCAGAAGUUCUACAGAGAUCAUACAGUACAGAAGCGGAUGUGUGGAGUGUGGGGGUAAUAGCGUACAUUCUUUUAUGUGGCAGUCGCCCAUUCUGGGCUCGGACCGAGUCUGGAAUCUUCCGGGCGGUCUUGAAGACCGAACCCAGUUUUGAUGAAGCACCUUGGCCUUCAAUCUCUUCAGAGGCUAAAGACUUUGUCAAGUGGCUGCUAAAUAAAGACCCUCGCAGACGAAUGUCAGCUGCUCAAGCAUUGUGUCAUCCUUGGAUCCGGAAUCACAUCAACGUUAAAUUGCCUCUAGACAUUCUUGUGUUCAGACUCAUGAAGAGCUAUAUGAGGUCAUCUUCUUUGCGUAAGGCUGCGUUGCGGGCAUUGUCUAAAACAUUGACGGAGGAUGCACUCUUCUAUCUAAAGGAGCAAUUUUCGUUGUUCGAGCCAGAUAAAAAUGGCACUAUAAAGUUGGAUAACAUUAAAACUGCUCUGCUGAAAAAUGCCACGAAUGCCAUGAAGGAAUCACGUGUACCCGAUUUACUUGCUGCACUAAAUGCGCUCCAAUACAGAAGAAUGGACUUUGAAGAGUUCUGCGCAGCGGCACCAAGUGUGCAUCAGCUGGAAGUUCUUGACACUUGGGAGCAACAAGCUCACUGCGCGUAUGAAGCUUUUGAGAAAGAUGGAAACCGCGCAAUCAUGAUCGAAGAACUUGCAUCCGAACUGGGAUUAAGUCCAUCAGUGCCAGUACAUGCAGUUCUGCAUGACUGGUUAAGGCACACAGAUGGGAAGCUAAGUUUCCUUGGGUUUGUCAAAUUGCUGAGAGGUCCUUCUACCAGGACACUUGUCAAGGUCCAGUAAACAAAGUCACUUUCGUGGAGGGGCUAUCUUGCUAUUUUUUUUAAAUAAAAAAAAAUAGCAUUCUGCCAAACAACAAAUCUGAAUCACUGUGGCAGAGAAUCUCCAAUCAGUUGAAAAAAGAAAUCUCAUUGCUCACAGUUUUUUAUUUACUUAUUGUCAAUUUUUUUUCUCUUCAUUGGUGAUAGUCAAAGGCUUUGUCUGAUCAUUCUCCCACAUGAUCCAAAUUAG
Cuscuta campestris is the source of this 3325-nucleotide messenger RNA. NCBI's taxonomy places the organism in Eukaryota, Viridiplantae, Streptophyta, Magnoliopsida, Solanales, Convolvulaceae. The record is from the annotation of a GenBank genome assembly.